This is a messenger RNA of Suillus fuscotomentosus, 1710 nucleotides long. RefSeq names its product cytochrome P450. NCBI's taxonomy places the organism in Eukaryota, Fungi, Basidiomycota, Agaricomycetes, Boletales, Suillaceae. Bases 35 to 1576 code for a protein of 513 amino acids. The record is from RefSeq and is a predicted model, not a curated record. Gene Ontology annotation, molecular function: heme binding; oxidoreductase activity, acting on paired donors, with incorporation or reduction of molecular oxygen; monooxygenase activity. The transcript is spliced from 12 exons.
GCUUCAAAGUGCUUCAGUCUUUACUUCCGUUAACAUGUAUUCCAAGCUGAUAGUUGGUUUUGCAUGCUUGGCCGGUGCAUUCGCCGUCUAUUUGGGCCAAGUCAUUCGCAAAAGACUCAGACAAUGCGAACCAAAGGACAUACACCAGCUCAUACCAUUACCUCCUGGUCCUAAAAAAAUGCCAAUCAUAGGAAACCUCUUCGAUAUUCCAUUAGUUGACAUGGCAAAAGUAUUCGCAGAGUGGAAAAGCUUGUAUGGCGACAUCAUCUAUCUUGAGGCAUUGCAACAACGGAUCAUGGUGUUGAACUCCUUCGAACAUGCUAACGAACUUUUAUCCAAGAAAUCGUAUUCCGAUCGUCCGGUACCCAUGAUGUUAGGAGAGCUCAUGGGCCUUGGCCAAAGCUUUCCAUUACUUCGAUACUGCGCUGCGUGGAAACAACAGAGGAAGCUUGCUCAUUUGGCUUUGAAUGCUGGCGCAAUCAAAGAAUAUAGCAAGCUGCAAACGGAGGCCGUCGUGUCGUUUUUGGACAGCCUCAUCGAGAACCCAAGCGACUUCAUAUCUCAGCUUCGGUUGGCCGCGGGCCGCAUUGUGUUGUCCAUGACAUAUGGUGUCCCAGUCAAAAGCUCGGAGACGAUGAAUUUUAUUACUGAACUGGAGAUUAUGAUGGCCACCAUAGGCAAAGGAAUGAUGCCAGGAGCAUACGCUGUCGAUAUGUUUCCAUGGCUCAGAUAUAUCCCUUCUUGGGUCCCCUUCAACAACAUCCAUGCUAUUGCCACAGAAGGCCGCACGCGCCUUCUUCGCGUUGUCGGACUACCCUUUGAAUAUGCGAAGCAACAAUUUUUGUCGCCUUCACCAACCGCAUCCUUCACCGCUACUUGUCUUCAGGUAGAAGGCGCUGCCGACAUGGAACAUCACAUACGGUGGGCUGCUGGUUCGAUGUAUGGGGGUGAGUUGAAGUCUUUUGACACCAUGGGCACAAUCUUGGCUUUCAUUCUUGCCAUGGCCUUGUACCCUGAUAUUCAAACCAAGAUAAAGAUGGAGCUUGAUCGCGUUGUUGGCCAUGGGCAACUCCCGACAUUGGAUGAUCGUUCACGCUUACCUUACGUGAAUGCUGCCAUCAAAGAAACGAUGCGGUGGAAUCCAGUGGUUCCUCUAAGUCUUCCUCAUUUUACUAGCAAGGAAGACGUAUACCAAGGGUUCCGCGUGCCUAAGGGAACAAUUGUUUUUCCGAAUGUUUGGUCAGCGUUAUGCAACUUAUCGGAAUUUCUCCCGACUGAAUUUGCACCAGAGCGUUUUCUUGACGAUUGCGUCGAAAGGACAGCAUUGGACCCAUAUUCGUACGCUUUUGGAUUUGGUAGGAGGAUAUGUCCCGGCAGGUUUUUUGCGGACAACAGUGUAUUUUUAUUUGUGACUGUUGGAUCGGACGGAAGGAACUCUCUUUUGAGGGCGCCGUUUAGACAGGGUAUGAUGAGGUUCCCUGAAUCGUUUCAUGUUUGUAUACUUCCCCGUUCUGAGCAGCUCGCAGAAGAACUCCAUGCCAGAGCUAGGGAGAUGUCCAAGAAUGGCAGUGAAUGACGCAGUAACUUGUAGCGAGAGGAAGAGUGUAUCCGUGUAUCCUUAUCUUGUACAAGCAUCAUAGUUAUGAAUCUUGGUCCGCGAUAUAUUAUAGUGUCCUCGUGUCUAGAAAUACACGGGGCCUGAACUUAGAA